Amyelois transitella is the source of this 471-nucleotide messenger RNA. RefSeq lists its product as uncharacterized. Bases 1 to 471 code for a protein of 156 amino acids. The record is from RefSeq and is a predicted model, not a curated record. The transcript has 4 exons. Lineage: Eukaryota; Metazoa; Arthropoda; Insecta; Lepidoptera; Pyralidae.
AUGAGAACUGUGUUGGUGUGUUUGUUUGUUUGCUUCUAUGUGUGCCGAUCUGAUGGGUACUUCGUCGGAGCCGGGUUGAACGUGCGCUUCGCCCAAAUGCUGUACACAGACAGCAAAUACCAGGUCCUUCGUGAGGAGAUGGUCAAGGCCAAUACCAGGAACCUGGUGUACCACUGCCGCGCAGACAAGACUGACUGCGAUGCAGCUCUGGCCAAGAUGAGGUAUAAGGCCAGUAAACACUUCUACGCGUUAGCUAGAGCUGUGGUGGACUAUGUGAAGAACAAGCGACAAGCGCGACCUACUGGUUAUGUUGGAACAGCUACUUUCUGCCAAGACACGACUUGCACAUCAGACACGGAGCCUGUGGUGGUGCUGGGCGGCUGCUACACCCUCGUCUCAUGCGGGGGGAACAUGUCCUGGCAUCUGGAUGCGAUCACCUAUAAGAAGAAACAAGACUUGUAUUUAUCGUAA